Messenger RNA from Uranotaenia lowii, 378 nucleotides. Its product is annotated as histone H2B.3-like. Lineage: Eukaryota; Metazoa; Arthropoda; Insecta; Diptera; Culicidae. The record is from RefSeq and is a predicted model, not a curated record. Gene Ontology annotation, molecular function: structural constituent of chromatin; DNA binding; protein heterodimerization activity. The coding region runs from base 1 to 378 and encodes 125 amino acids. Gene Ontology annotation, cellular component: nucleosome. The transcript has a single exon.
AUGCCUCCCAAAGUUAGUGGUAAAGCUUCUAAGAAGACUGGCAAGGCCCAGAAAAAUAUCAGCAAGGAUUCAAAGAAAAAGCGUAAAAUUCGCAAGUUCGAAAGUUUCGCGUCUUUCAUUUACAAAGUCCUGAAACAGGUUCAUCCAGAUACAGGAAUAUCUUCCAAAGCUAUGAGUAUCAUGAAUAGUUUUGUGAAUGAUGUUUUCGAACGGAUUGCUUCCGAAUCUUCCCGUUUGGCUCACUACAACAAGCGUGCCACGAUAACGUCCCGGGAAGUCCAGACAGCCGUUCGGCUUUUGCUUCCGGGUGAAUUGGCCAAGCACGCUGUGUCUGAAGGGACCAAAGCCGUCACCAAGUACACCAGUUCUACCAGAUAA